Molecule: messenger RNA, 1256 nt
Organism: Sinocyclocheilus rhinocerous
Lineage: Eukaryota; Metazoa; Chordata; Actinopteri; Cypriniformes; Cyprinidae
Gene: c1qtnf2
Product: C1q and TNF related 2
Exons: 3
Coding region: 332-1216 (294 amino acids)
Molecular function (GO): protein binding
Source: RefSeq, a predicted model, not a curated record
UGUAAACAAGCACAUUUUACAUGGCUGCCUUUUUGUAGUUUUGUAUAGUCUAAAGCUACUUUUAUUGAUUUUUGGGCUGCAGAACUAUACUAUAAUAGUCUGACAAGUUUUCGAAUGAAUCCCCUCCCCCAGGUUGUUCAAUUACAUCAUGGAUGAAGUAUCUGGCAGAGCACGUCUGUGCUAAAACUGGGUGGAUGCUUGCAAAGUUGUGUGGAGGACGUGUAAGAUACAAAUCGAUCCACAAUCUUGUUUAUAUUCUCCGCUUUUGCCAAAAGAGCUGCUGGACCUUUGCAUUGCAACUGCAAUCUCAUCCCUCUGGCACAGCUGCAUCAUGCAUCAGUUACCGCUGGCUGUUUGCCUGCUGUCUCUGUUCUCUGUGUUGACUGUAGACUCAUCCAAGAAGGGACGCAACUUCACCAUCCAUUUAUCACAGCUUAGCUGCAGUUUGCCUGGCCCUCAGGGUCCUCCAGGGAGUCCAGGUGCAGCAGGUCCCAGUGGUAACGUAGGCAAGAUGGGGAUGCCAGGUGUUGAUGGCCAGGAUGGGAAGGAUAGUGACAAGGGACAGAAGGGAGAGAAAGGGGAACAGGGCCGUCCUGGGAACCCUGGAAAACAUGGACCCCAAGGACGUCCAGGGCUUGUUGGGAAGGCAGGGCCAAGGGGCCUUAAGGGGGUGCGAGGGGCACCUGGUGUGUCUGGAGUCGCUGGGAUAAAAGGAGAGAUGGGAGAUGUGGGGGAAACCGGCGCCCCUGGAGGCUGUGACUGUGGAGCAGAGGCACGAUCUGCUUUCUCAGUAGCAGUAACCAAGAGCUAUCCCAAGGAACGUACGCCCAUUCGCUUUAACCGGAUUUUAAUGAAUGAGGGUGGUCAUUACAAUGCCACUAGUGGCAAGUUUAACUGUGCGAUUCCUGGUGUGUAUUACUUCACAUAUGACAUCACGUUGGCUAAUAAACAUCUGGCAAUUGGACUUGUCCACAAUGGCCAGUACAAGAUCAAAACAUUUGAUGCCAACACAGGAAACUAUGACGUGGCCUCAGGAUCAACAAUACUUAGACUGCAAAGAGGAGAUCAGGUCUGGCUUCAGAUCUUUUAUUCAGAACAAAAUGGACUGUUCUUUGAUCCAUUCUGGACGGACAGCCUUUUCACAGGAUUUCUCAUUUUUGCUGAUCAGGCUGCUCCAAAUGAGGCAAAUAUGAUGACUAAUUCUGGAUCAUCCUGAUUGAACUUCACAUUUGUUAUAUAUUCAUUGUAUCAUAUGG